Molecule: messenger RNA, 2768 nt
Organism: Gymnogyps californianus (California condor)
Lineage: Eukaryota; Metazoa; Chordata; Aves; Accipitriformes; Cathartidae
Product: transmembrane emp24 domain-containing protein 7-like
Exons: 3
Coding region: 111-761 (216 amino acids)
Biological process (GO): intracellular protein transport; Golgi organization; endoplasmic reticulum to Golgi vesicle-mediated transport
Cellular component (GO): Golgi apparatus; COPII-coated ER to Golgi transport vesicle; endoplasmic reticulum
Source: RefSeq, a predicted model, not a curated record
CCGCAGACAUCUUCCUCUGGGUUCCGUGCCUGCUGGCCUCCAACGCGGGGCUGCCCUCUUUCCGCCCGGCUCAAUCUCUGUUACCAUUAGUCCCCUCUGCACGCUGAGUGAUGCUGUUACGGGGCUCCGGAACCGCGGGACCGUGGGGAUGGCUGACGCUGCUGCUGGUGGCCUGCGCGGCACGGGCCUCUGAGAUCACUUUCGAGCUGCCUGACAACGCCAAGCAAUGCUUCUACGAGGAGAUUGUCCAGGGCACUAAGUGCACCCUCGAGUUUCAGGUGAUCACUGGAGGUCAUUAUGAUGUUGACUGUCGGUUGGAAGGUCCUGAUGGUGCUGUAUUGUACAAAGAGAUGAAGAAACAAUAUGAUAGCUUCACGUUUACUGCAUCUAGAAAUGGAACAUACAAAUUCUGCUUCAGUAAUGAGUUCUCUACUUUCACACACAAAACUGUGUACUUUGAUUUCCAGGUUGGAGAAGAUCCACCGCUGUUUCCUAGUGAGAAUAGAGCAACUGCACUUACUCAGAUGGAGUCUGCGUGUGUUUCAAUUCAUGAAGCUUUGAAGUCUGUCAUUGAUUAUCAGACUCAUUUCCGGUUGAGAGAAGCACAAGGCCGCAGCAGAGCAGAGGAUUUAAACACAAGAGUAGCCUAUUGGUCAAUAGGGGAAGCAAUCAUUCUUCUUGUAGUUAGUAUUGGGCAGGUAUUUCUCCUCAAAAGCUUCUUCUCGGAUAAAAGAACCACAAUAACCCGUGUUGGAUCAUAACUGGUAGUGAUAAUGCUUCAGGUCAUUGUGCUAUUCACUUGUGAAAUUACUGUUCUCCAAUUAAUUGUAGGUACAAAGGAACUAAAUAUGUGAAAUCUAAAUGUCUACCCCUCCUCGUGGAUUAAAAUCACAAAACAUACCCCAAAAGUUAUGAAAGGGACACCCAAUUUGAAAUAUAGAGUAAACAAUGUUUUCUGAUACUUGUAUUAAAUAUCUGGCAACGACCAGCCUUUCUUUGGUUUUGCUGAUUUUAAUCCAAAUUGAGUUUGACUUUACUGAUAAGACUACCCAUCUGUGGUAUAAUGCUUUAAAAGAACCCAACAAUCUAGCGUCUGAUGUGAAAGACAAUACUCAUGAAAAUUUGGUUUGACUUUAAUUUUCAGGCUGAAUGUAUUGGAUUAUAAACAAGCUAAUGUGAUGAACUGUAGUUGCAAGAUGUAUUGCACUGUUUUGAUUUGCUGUAACAAAAAAAAAAAUCCAAUCAUAUCCUUUGCUUAUCUAUAAAACUGUUGCAAGCUUGAUACUAUGUGAUGGUGCAAAUUCUCCACCUGCCUGGUAAAUCUCCACCUUCAAAACCUGCUAAAUUUUAUACUUGAGUGUAUUUGCUUAAACGCACACUUUUCUACAUUAAAAUAUAAUGCAUUUCCUCUUUUACAAUGUUUUACUAAACUUCUAAACUGAGACUACUCAGGAAAUGUGCUUUCUCUAUUCAAAAACUUAAAUCUCCAAGUUGUUUUUAAAAAUGCAAUAAAAUAGGGAAUCUUGUAACUUUGUCACUGAAGCUGUGCAAUCUCUGUACUUGUGCUGCUGCUGCUUGUCAGAUUUAAGACCAGAGAUAGUUUGAUUUUUAUCAAGCAAUACAGCACCAGCACUGGACAAUUAUAUUGCAUCCAUUAGGCACAUGCAAAGCUUUUUAUUAAAUUGUUUUCCUAUUAAGAAGCCCAUUUGAUACUAAUACUGCAUUGCAUGAGUGCUGUGAACUUUAUUUCCCUGUUUGGUGCACUGAUACAUUAUGGCCUUGUGCAUGUAAUUGCCACUCUCUUCUGUUAGUGGUCAGGAAAUGUUUUAAAUAUUUUGGGGUAUCUUUUUGGUAGAUUUGUAGCUGCAUUGCUUCCAUUGCUCAUGUCUUUUAGUUUAUGUAUUGUAAUAAAAUCUUGUUUUAUUUGGAUGUGGAAGAUAUUGAAUUGAGCUAGUCAAAAUAAGAGUAAACUUCAGAUGGUUCUGGAGGAAUAAAUGAACUCUGACAAGUUUUUAAGUGCACACAAACAAAACUAAGAUAAAAAAAAUUGUUGAGUUACUAACUCUAAUUCAAAAGACUCUACUUAAACUAGUUUUCAGCAAGCAGAGAAAGAAUGCUAAAUCCUCAUUAAUUGCCUGUAUUAUUUCCAGCAAAAAAUUGACAAGUUUUACACAUGCACAUGUCCAAGUGGCACUUGGACGCUCUGAAUAAUUGAUCUAAGAUGACCUCACUUUAAAAUGGUGUGGUAAUUUAAAACAAACAAACAAACAAACAAAAAACUCCUUGUCUCUUGUAAACUGAUAAACUACUCUUUCAGAACUGAAGAAAAAAAACUUUAACACUUCAAAAAUGAGUUAAAAGGUCACAGGGGUAUUAAAAAGCCUGAUGUAUAUUACAUUCAGAAUUAUGUAUAAUGUCCUUCUAUCUUGUAUUGAACUUGCAAUAUUGCAGUCCCAUUUUUGAGGUGCAAGCUUCCCUGAAAUGGUAACAGAAUUUCAAAGAUCAGAAAACAAAAAAGCUAGUGCUUUCUUUUUAUGCCUACACAUAAUAUUCUUGAUUGUACCUAUAUACUUUAUCCUUAUGUUUCAGCAACUGAUCGUCAGUAUUUUUUGUUUCAUUACACAAAUGGUGUAGUUUAUGUGCAAGAGUCAGAUAAAAACAUGAUUUAAUUUUGAUAGUGUCCACUAUAAUCUUCUGAAGCCUGAAUGUCACUUGUUGAGUAGCUUUAAUCACAACAAAAACAUUUGUUUCAAAAAUGGAAACAUUUU